AUGGCCACUGUUUUAGUCAGGGACCAGAAGUACCUCGAUGUAUCCGAGUCUGAGAUCCAUGUUGACUCGGUGCCACCACUUGGAGCGCCUGUAACUGAGAAGACUCAUCUGUUCCAACGGGGCAAGGGUUUUGAUGCAGAUGCAAUCGCUACCCAAGCCAGUGUUUUUGAUGAUCCUAAAACUGCCGAGCAAUAUCAGCCGCGAUCAGACUGGGAAAACAUCAGUCGCUUUGAUCCCCUUGCACGAUGGACCUGGGGGGAAGAAAAGCAAUUGGUCCGCAAAGUCGACAUCAAAAUUAUGAUCUGGGCAUGUACCAUGUUCAUGGCCCUGGAGUUGGACAGAGCCAACAUUUCCCAAGCCUUGACGGACAACCUCCUAGGCGACUUGGGCUUGACUACCAAUGACUUUAACCUCGGAAACACCGUAUUCAAGCUCUCGUUCCUCUGCGCCGAGCUGCCAUCGCAGCUUGUCUCUAAAUGGAUGGGUCCUGAUCGUUGGAUCCCGACCCAAAUGUGCCUCUGGAGUAUUGUUGCGGCAGCGCAGGUCUGGCUAUCAGGCCGCGAAUCAUUUCUCGCCUGUCGUGCACUUCUUGGAAUUCUACAAGGUGGCUUUAUCCCUGAUACCAUGAUGAGCGUCGCCGACAUCAUCUCGGCGCUUCUUGCGGCUGCCUUGUUGGAGAUGCGAGGUAUCAACGGUCACGCUGGUUGGCGAUGGCUGUUCCUCAUUGAGGGCCUCAUCACUCUGAUCUUCGGCCUCCUCGCCUAUGGUCUCAUGCCCCCGGGCCCAAUCCAAACUGCCAAUUGGUUCCGUGGAAGGACAGGCUGGUUCACUGAGAGAGAAGAAGUCAUCAUGGUCAACCGCAUCAUCCGCGAAGAUCCCACCAAGAGCACAAUGCACAACCGACAGCCCAUUACAUUCAAACUGUUGUUCCAGAGUCUUAGUGACUACGACCUUUGGCCAUUAUAUCUGCUUGGAUUGACCUUCCAGAUCCCUGCCACUCCAGAGGGGCAGUACCUGACUCUGUCGCUCAAGGGCCUCGGCUUCAACACGCUCCAGUCCAAUCUCUUGAGCAUUCCAUAUACUGUAUUUCAUAUCAUUACCAUGUUGAUCCUCACUUAUACAGCCGAGUAUGCGAAGAACCUGACUCUCAUGGGAAUAAUUGGUCAGAUUUGGAUCCUGCCUUGUCUUAUUUGGUUCAAUGUCGCCAAUACCCAGACAGCUAGCCGUUGGACUGUCUAUGCCGUCACCACUGUGCUGCUGUCCUAUCCAAAUGCCCAUCCUAUCCAGGUAGCUUGGAACUCUCGCAACUCGAAUAGCGUACGCUCUCGAACCGUAUCGGCCGCCUGUUACAACAUGUUUUGCCAGGCUGGCGGUAUUAUCGCUUCUAACAUCUACCGCAAGGAUGAUGCUCCUAAAUACCAUCGUGGUAAUCGACAGUUGCUUGCUAUUCUUAUCAUGAAUCUUGUCCUUUAUGUCCUGGUAAAGGUUUACUAUAUCCUCCGUAAUAAGUCACGCGAUAAGAAAUGGAAUGCUAUGACUGAGUCGGAGAGGUUGGAAUAUCUUGACACUACCAAAGAUGAAGGCAACAGAAGACUGGAUUUUAGAUUCGCUCAUUAA
Molecule: messenger RNA, 1617 nt
Organism: Fusarium tjaetaba
Lineage: Eukaryota; Fungi; Ascomycota; Sordariomycetes; Hypocreales; Nectriaceae
Product: phthalate transporter
Exons: 6
Coding region: 1-1617 (538 amino acids)
Biological process (GO): transmembrane transport
Cellular component (GO): membrane
Molecular function (GO): transmembrane transporter activity
Source: RefSeq, a predicted model, not a curated record